This is a messenger RNA of Aspergillus mulundensis, 1503 nucleotides long. RefSeq lists its product as uncharacterized. Gene Ontology annotation, biological process: transmembrane transport. Bases 1 to 1503 code for a protein of 500 amino acids. Lineage: Eukaryota; Fungi; Ascomycota; Eurotiomycetes; Eurotiales; Aspergillaceae. The record is from RefSeq and is a predicted model, not a curated record. The transcript has 3 exons. Gene Ontology annotation, molecular function: transmembrane transporter activity.
AUGUCGACGGCCCCUGCGCAUUUAACCCACGAGCUUAGCCUCCCCAUUUCCACUCGCCCAUCGCCAUUCCACAUCCUGUCGUCCACGCAGAAAUGGAAUCUGGUCAUCUUCGUCUCGCUCGCAGCCUCCUUCUCCCCCUUAUCCUCCAACAUUUAUUUCCCCGCCAUCGACACCAUCUCGUCCGACCUUGGCGUCAGCGCCGAACUCGUCUCCUUGACCAUCACCGUCUACAUGAUCAUGCAGGGCAUUGCUCCCUCGCUCUUUGGCGCGCUUUCGGAUUUCGCCGGCCGUCGCCUCGCAUUUGUUGUUUGUCUGACUAUCUACUUGGGCGCGAACCUAGCCCUCGCCUUCACAUCCAAUUACCCAAUGCUGAUCGUUCUCCGCGCCGUGCAAGCCGCAGGAUCCGCAGCCACGAUUAGCAUCAGCGCCGGGGUCAUCGCUGACAUUGCCCUCCCGCAGGAAAGGGGCGGGUUCAUGGGGACGAACGCUGGUGUGCGUAUGACAGGCCAAGCGGUCGGCCCAGUGAUCGGUGGGCUCUUGAACACGGCAUGGGGGUUUCGCAGCAUCUUCCUGUUUCUCUUCGCCCUGAGCGUCAUCGUCCUCGGUGCCCUCCUGAUCUUCCUCCCAGAGACCCAACGCAGCAUCGCCGGCAAUGGCAGCAUCCGUCUAUCGGGGUUCCAUAAGCCCCUGCUAUACAUGUUCAAGCCACCAUCGGCCUGGUCGGCGCCGCCAGACACACGUUCGUUGAAACCGGAGUCGCCGAUUUCCGCGAAGAGUGUCCUCCACCCUCUCACCUACAUUUUUGAAAAGGACAUCGCUGCCAUUCUUGCCUGGGGCAGCGUCACCUACACCGCAUGGAGCAUGGUCACAUCGUCCACAACAACGAUGCUGCUGCACGGGUUCCCCUUCCUCACCCAGUGGCAAGUCGGCCUCUGCUUCCUCCCAAACGGCCUCGGCUGCAUCUGCGGCUCCCUCACAACAGGCUGGCUCCUCGACCAAAGCUUCCACCGCGCCAGUCUAGCAAACCACCCCGAAACAGAGCUUGGAAACCCCCCCGACAACACCAUCAAUACCGCCCCAGCCUUCCCCGCCCUCCUCACAAUAUCCCUCGCCCUGUACGGCCCCAGCUUCGAGUUCAACGACAUCCGCGCGCACUUCACUCCCAAUCUGGCCGCCCCGCUCGUUCUGCAGUUCCUCAUCGCAUUCACCGCCACCUCAAUCUUUAAUAUCAACUCCACAGCUCUGAUCGACUGCUUCCCCGAUCGCCCUGCCAGCGCCACCGCCCUGAAUAACCUGUGCCGCUGCCUGCUGGGCGCCGCGGGCGUCAGCGCCAUCCAGCCGUUGAUUGCUGCUGUCAAGGCAAUGAAGGCUUUCUUUAUUGUCACGGGCAUGGUGGUUCUUUUUACGCCGCUCGUUUGGGUUGAGUGGAGGUGGGGAGAGGAAUGGAGGCGUGAGCGGGAUGAAAGACUCGCACGCGGCAGGACGGGCAGUUCCACGCCUUGA